AUGGCACCGAUUCGCAGGGGAGCGCCGCGCGCUGCGAAGAAAUUGGCGAUUCAUGCGAGGCUUGGGACUGACGAUGAGCAGAGGAAAGUCAAGGUCAUUACGGACCAACACGUCAUCGACAAGCCUUCGCCCGUGGAGGAGUUUCCGAUGCGGCAAUGGAGCUUGCGGCUCGUUCUGCUAGAUGAGGAUGGCAAUGAGCGGCCUGCCGACGUCUUCACCAAGGUUGUCUACAACCUGCAUCCUACAUUCGAGAAUCCCACCCAGACCUUCACCAAGCCCCCCUUCAUCUGCUCCAACGAGGGUUGGGGUGAGUUUGAGAUUGGCAUCGAUCUCUACACCACGGAAAAGACCAAGCUGGCUCCUAUCAUCCACGACCUCAACUUCCAGCAGGAAAAGUAUGAGGUGACGCACACGGUUGUUUUCAAGAACCCAUCCCAGGCACUCCAAGAGCGACUUCGCGAAACCGGCCCUCUGCCUUCUGACGAAGAGAGACCCAAGAAGAAGGGCCUCGUGAGCAAGAAGGGAGCCCAAAAGUAUGAUUACGAAAAGAUCGCCGAGGCCCUGGAGAAGCUUGAGGAGGAGGAUCUUUUGCGCGUCAUCCAGUUGAUUAAUGAGAAUAAGGGACCGGAAACCUAUAUCAGGAGUGAUGUUGAAGGUGAGUCCCUCCCCCUUUGUCCCUCAAAAAAACAUCCAACAUGCGUGUAUCUUCUUUCCAAUUUUGAAUAUCUCUCUUUUUCUUCUUUGGACAAGUCCACACCACGUGUUGAUGCUUUUCUUUCGGAACUGUAG
This is a messenger RNA of Trichoderma gamsii, 789 nucleotides long. Its product is annotated as transcription initiation factor TFIID/TFIIF subunit. Lineage: Eukaryota; Fungi; Ascomycota; Sordariomycetes; Hypocreales; Hypocreaceae. The record is from RefSeq and is a predicted model, not a curated record. Gene Ontology annotation, biological process: regulation of transcription by RNA polymerase II; chromatin remodeling. The coding region runs from base 1 to 789 and encodes 262 amino acids. Gene Ontology annotation, cellular component: Swr1 complex; NuA4 histone acetyltransferase complex. The transcript has 3 exons. Gene Ontology annotation, molecular function: histone binding.